AUGGCUGCCCUAACCGCAAACACACCCAUAUCGCAGGGGUUCUACAAGCCUGAAGAAAAUGUCUUCUGCAAUGACGGCCGGGAAGACCAGCUCCUCCACUUCAUAACCACUCAUCCCCAACUAUCCGCCAUCCGCAACUCGCCGGAGGCUGUACUCGCCGCCGUCGACGAGUUCGCGCGCACCAAGGACUUUCUGAUGAACGUGGGCCCAUACAAAGGCGGCAUAAUCACCGACAUUAUUGCCACCGAGCGGCCCAGCUCCAUUCUCGAAAUCGGCGGCUACAUCGGCUACUCGGCCAUCAUGUUCGGCAACGCAAUGCGCAACACGGGCGUCCCGACCCCUCGCUACGUCAGUCUUGAAAUGAACCCGAAGUUCGCAUCUGUCUCGCGCGCCUUGGUUGAGGUUGCCGGUCUCGGUGACGUCGUUGAGAUUCAGGAGGGUCCGUGUCGGACGUCUCUGCACCGCCUUGCGGCGGGCACCUCGAACCAGGGACCCAGCUCGAAGAAGUGGGAUAUUCUCUUCUUAGAUCACUCGAAGAUCUCGUAUUUGAACGAUCUGAAAUUAGCCGAGGAGUUGGGAAUCGUUGCGCCUGGGUCAAUUGUCAUUGCGGACGAUAUGAAGAGACCAGGCAAUCCGAUGUAUUCGGAUUAUGUGAGGGCUGAUACCGCGACGAAGACGGAGGCCUAUAUGCCGUUUGUGGGAUGUCUGUCUGACGGAGGGAUCUCGUUGGGAAAUCCGUACUUGGUAUACCAGACUAUGCUGCUUGAAGGGUUGGAGCCGACAGGGCACAUGGUGAGUUUUCAUUACCCCCGUUUAUUGCGAUUUCGAAAAGCAGGCUGA
Messenger RNA from Aspergillus fischeri NRRL 181, 840 nucleotides. Its product is annotated as O-methyltransferase. Gene Ontology annotation, molecular function: O-methyltransferase activity. The transcript is spliced from 2 exons. The record is from RefSeq and is a predicted model, not a curated record. The coding region runs from base 1 to 840 and encodes 279 amino acids. Lineage: Eukaryota; Fungi; Ascomycota; Eurotiomycetes; Eurotiales; Aspergillaceae.